Messenger RNA from Telopea speciosissima, 1519 nucleotides. Its product is annotated as photosystem II stability/assembly factor HCF136, chloroplastic. The transcript is spliced from 9 exons. NCBI's taxonomy places the organism in Eukaryota, Viridiplantae, Streptophyta, Magnoliopsida, Proteales, Proteaceae. The record is from RefSeq and is a predicted model, not a curated record. Gene Ontology annotation, molecular function: protein binding. Bases 60 to 1268 code for a protein of 402 amino acids.
GAAGCUGUGAGGAAUAAGCCUUUUGGAUAAGAGAGAGAGAGAGAGAGAACCGUUCAGUAAUGGCGACUCUGCAACUAACCGACUUUUCGAACCCAAUAAUUGUACUCGGAAGACCUUCGGUGACCUCUCUGUUUAUGAGAACAACUCGUCAAUACCGAAAUUCUCAAGCUCGGUUCGUCACCAGAGCUUCUCUUCAGCAGCCUUCUAAUAGAAGGCAGUUCAUAGCUGAAACAGCUGCCGUUUCUCUAUCACUUACACCUCUGAUUGGUUUCGGAGAACCAGCUAAGUCCGAAGAAGCUCUUUCUGAGUGGGAAAGAGUCUAUCUCCCCAUCGAUCCUGGUGUUGUUCUUCUUGACAUUGCGUUUGUACCCGACGACUCGAAUCAUGGUUUUCUUUUGGGGACAAGGCAAACUAUUUUGGAGACAAAAGAUGGGGGAAACACUUGGGUUCCACGUUCAAUACCCUCUGCAGAAGAUGAAGAUUUCAACUACAGAUUUAACUCAAUUAGCUUCAAAGGUAAGGAAGGAUGGAUUGUUGGAAAACCUGCAAUCUUGUUGUACACAUCAGAUGCUGGAGAAAGCUGGCAAAGGAUACCUUUAAGUUCCCAACUUCCUGGAGAUAUGGUUUAUAUAGAAGCAACUGGAGAAAAGAGUGCAGAGAUGGUGACUGAUCAAGGGGCAAUUUAUAUUACCUCAAACAGAGGGUAUAAUUGGAGGGCUGCUGUUCAAGAAACUGUUUCAGCUACUCUUAAUAGAACAGUUUCUAGUGGAAUUAGUGGUGCAAGUUACUAUACAGGAACUUUUAAUACAGUGAAUCGCUCUCCUGAUGGAAACUAUGUUGCUGUGUCAAGCCGUGGAAACUUCUAUUUGACUUGGGAACCUGGGCAGCCAUACUGGCAGCCACAUAAUAGGGCAGUUGCAAGGAGAAUUCAAAACAUGGGAUGGAGAGCUGAUGGUGGACUUUGGCUUCUUGUACGCGGUGGGGGACUUUAUCUCAGCAAAGGCACCGGGAUAACAGAGGAGUUUGAAGAAGUUCAAGUACAGAGUCGGGGCUUUGGGAUCCUUGAUGUUGGGUAUCGUUCGAAGGAUGAAGCUUGGGCUGCUGGAGGUAGUGGAAUUUUAUUGAGAACAACCAAUGGUGGAAAAUCAUGGAUCCGGGACAAAGCAGCUGACAAUAUCGCUGCAAAUCUUUAUUCAGUAAAGUUCAUCAAGGAUAAUAAGGGAUUUGUUCUAGGGAAUGAUGGAGUCUUACUUCGGUACUUGGGAUAGUUCAGAAAUGACAUGAAUUUAUGGCACUCAGAUAUCCCAGUCAUGACUACCAUUUUUGUACCGUGGAAUUAUGCUGCUACUAUAUAAACAGGUCAUACUGUACUACUGUCUAUUGAGGCUGUCAUGUAUCUUCAAAGUGUGUAAGUAUUAUAGUUUUGUUUUCUUAUAGCUAUCAAUGGAUCAGAAAAAUAAUUGUUUAUAUCAAGGAAGGUGAUAACAUUCACAAUCAGAAGUGGUAGUGCAUUCUGAAA